GUUAAAAAAAAAAAAAAAAUUAAUUUAAAACAACUGUAUUUUUUAUCAACAGAGUUUAAACUUGAGUGUUGUGUGUGUUUUCGAUAGAGAGGAUACUUUAGUGCCUGGUGUUGACAAAGUGUGGCGUUAGUGAGAAACAAUCGGGCUAGAGGAACUGAAAAGAGUUUCAAGAUUAAAGACUAAAGACCAAAAAGAAGAAAAAGAAAGAAAAUAGUUUGGAUAACACCAAAAAAAUAAAUAAGAAUAAAAAAAAAAUAAAGUUUUUUUUGGCAAGUGAAUUCUGGCUGUUAUUCAACAAACAAUUUUCCUCUAAACUUUGAGUGCUCGUGUUUUUUCGCAUCCAACUUUCCGAUUCCAGUGCCAAGUUCCGAAAUAUUUUUGGGAAAAAUAAUAAUAAAAAAAGAUAAUUAUAAAUAAAAAAUUAAAGGAAAAAAAAGUAUUUAAGCGAAUACGAUAAAAUAAUUUGCUAAUCUCUUUUCGAUUCUCGUUAAUCCUUGAUUCUUUAAAGUUACUGGCGUAUCCCCACUACCACUACCAGGCAUAAAGGGAGAGAGAAACAGGGUAAUAGGGGAAAUAGGGGAAAUAGGGGAAGAGUCAUCUUGUUACACCGGUGUGGCGGUCUGGCAGUGCGGCAGUUGAAACCAACAGAGUGUGCCAGUGCCAGUGCCAGUGCCAGUGCGCGAUUAAUCGUCAACGAAUAACGAUGCUUGACUCUCUUUCGAGCUUUAAUGUCAUUUUAAUCAGUGAUAAACAAAAUAUAAAUACUAUUGGAUAAAUUAUUACUAUAAUACUGAUACUAAUUAUUAUUACUAUUUUUGUGGUUGUUGUUGUUGUUGUUGUUAUAAUUAUAAUGCAUUUUAGCUGUGAAUUUAAGUGGCAACAAGUGUUUAAUUAGUCAGUAACUUUGUUUAUUUAACAUUUUUAAAAAUACGGGUAAUUUUUAACAACCACUUGAAUUAUCAAAAAGGAGCUGGAAUAAAGAAAUAAAUAAAUAAAAUUUAUUGAGGAACAUAUUGAUAUUGUUUAUGGGCAUGGAUUAAUGGAAUACGUCAAGUCAACAAAGUGUUAAUGUGUUGAGUUGUGUUUAAUUUAAAAUAUUCACAAGUAAACGGUGGCCUAAAAGUGAAUAAAAAAAAAUAAAUAAUAAAAGUGCAGCUGAUUUGUAUAUUUUGUUUGGAAGAGUUUGGAUAUAAUAUCAGUUGGCCCUUAUGGCUGUGCAUAGAAUAAUUAAAAAAAUUACCUCAAGUAGGUAACAGCAAGUUGUUGACGACGUGAUUGUUAGUAUCGUAAAGAUCGUAAACAUCGGAGACAGCUCUUAUUAAUUAGAGCUUUUGACACAACAUGUGGACGACGAUGCUAAUGUGGACGGUCGCCGUUGUGCUUUUACCGUCACCUCCUACAGUGCAUGCUUCAGGGGUGUUUGAGUUAAGACUAAAAUCAUUUGUCAAUCAGUAUGGAAAGGAUAACACUGGAAAAUGCUGCUCAGGAAGCACAUCGACGAAUAACGAAUGUAUUGGUACAUGCCAGACGAGAUUCAGGGUAUGUCUGAAGCAAUACCAGGCAAAAAUCGACACGACGACGCCAUGCACGUACGGUGACGUCGUGACGCCUGUAUUGGGCGGCAAUGUCGUAAAUCUCAGUCCUGAUGUCUCGAUGCCAAGUUUUACCAACCCCAUCAGAUUUCCAUUCGACUUUUCGUGGCCGGGAACAUUCUCUCUUAUAGUCGAGGCAUACCAUGAUACGGAUAAUACAACUAAUCAUUCUUCCGAAAAAGUUCUCAUAACGAGGUUGACGACCCAGCGAUGGCUUGACGUCGGGACAGAAUGGACCGAGGAUGAGCACAGUAGCGCACAUGCGCGAAUGGUGUACGAAUACAGGGCGACCUGCAGUGCACACUACUAUGGCAAGGGCUGUGAAAAUCUCUGUAGGCCACGCGACGACAGCUUUGGACAUUACAGCUGUAGUCCAAUUGGCGAGCGAGUUUGCCUGUCCGGAUGGAAGGGCGAUUACUGCAACACCCCACGCUGCCUGCCCGGAUGUAACGAACAAUAUGGACACUGUAAUCAGCCCAACGAAUGCACGUGUAGUCCAGGAUGGCAUGGUCCGUAUUGUGAUGAAUGUGUAAGGUAUCCAGGUUGUCUGCAUGGUACUUGCCAACAGCCAUGGAAGUGCGACUGCAAGGAAGGAUGGGGUGGAUUAUUCUGUAACCAAGAUCUAAACUACUGUACAAAUCAUAAGCCUUGUCUAAAUGGUGGCACCUGCUUUAAUACCGGGCAAGGUUCUUACACCUGCUCUUGUGCGCCUGGAUUCACAGGGACUGACUGUGAAACAUCACUAUCUGACUGUCACUCAAACCCAUGUCUAAACGGUGGAAUUUGCAGUAUGGUAAACAAUGCAACAAGAACUAGUAUUGGAUCAUCAUUAUCUAAAUCAAAUUUACCAUCUAUUGAAAAAGUAACAACAGCUUAUCAGUGCACGUGUCCAGGGUUAUGGCGUGGACGACACUGUGAAAUAAGUUUACGGUCAUGUAAAGAAUCACCCUGUAAACAUGGUGGUAGUUGUAUUGACGAUUCAUCAAAAGGAUACUUGUGUAAAUGUCCAUCGGGUUACACUGGUGCAGAUUGCGAUACUAAAAUAAAUCAAUGUACUCCAAAUCCUUGUGUUAAUGGUGGAACCUGUACUGAUAUGAUAAAUAAUUAUCAAUGUACAUGUCCUACUGGGUUUACGGGUAAAAAUUGUCAAGUAAAUGUUGAUGAUUGUCAGGGUGAUCCAUGCCUAAACGGUGGUACUUGCAUUGAUAUGGUUAAUCGAUUUCGGUGUCAAUGUGUACCAGGUUUUGUUGGACUUUUAUGCCAAGAUAAAGUCGAUUAUUGUUUAGCAAAACCAUGCGCAAAUGGUGGUAAAUGUAUUUCUGGUACAAAUGAUUAUAAAUGUGCUUGUAAACCUGGUUUUACUGGCAAAGAUUGUAGUGUUGAUGUUGAUGAGUGCAAAAGUGCACCUUGUCGUAAUGGAGGAAUAUGCGAAAAUCGAGUUAAUGGAUUUUUCUGUGGCUGUAAAAAAGGAUGGCGUGGUGAUACAUGCAGUGAUCCAGAUAAUGGUAUUAUUAUACCUCGACCAUCAACAUCUCUAAAUAUUCAUAAUAUUAAUAAUGAUAAUAAUAAUAAUAAUCAUAAUAAUAAUAACAAUAAUAAUAGAGCAGCUAGUGGUAUUGCAAGUACAGGUAUAUCUCCACCUUCAGGAGCAAGCUAUUGGUCUGGAAAUCUUUCAAGACCAUCUGCAGAAGCUAGAGACGCUGGAUUAACAACUGAACACGUUGUUGUAAUAGCAACAUUAUCUACAGCAGUACCAGCAUUUGUAUUAGUUGCAGCACUUGCUGUUAUGUGUAUGAAAAGACGUCAAAAAAGAGAACAAGCCCGAGCAGAUGAAGAAGCAAGACUUGAAAAUGAAAGAAAUGCUGUACACAGUAGUUUAAGUAAACGUUCUGGUGGUAAUUCAAAUUCGGGAGUUAAUAUGAUUGGUGGACAUCAACAAGGACUUUUGGGUAUGGGAGGAAUAAAUCCUGGAGGAAUACCAAAUGGACACAGUUCAAGGAGUUCAAUUAGUAUAAAUGGUGGUGGCAGCAGUGUUUGUUCACUUGGAGCUGGUGAUUCACACAUGAUUAAAAAUACUUGGACAGCAAGUAAAACCGUAAAUAAUGCAAAUAUCACACGAGAUGAUCUCGAUUCGUCAUUUCAAACAGACAGUGGCCUCGAUAUAUCGUGUGGUGGAUACAAACCUGAACAAAUAAUAUCUUCAGAUGCCGGCAGAUCGAGGACACCUAAACAACUAAAUACUGAAGCAGCGGCUCAUCGUGCAUCUCAUCACUUUCAAAAAGAUAAAGACAUUAGUGUUGUAAGUGUUGGUGUAUUAGAGGGUAAGAGGACGUCCAUGUUCUCAAGUAGUACGUCGGACUCUUGUUGCAACGCCGCUGAAGCGGCAUUACUCAAGAGGCCAACGAUAACAGACAGUGUCAGUAGUGCUGGUAGUAAUGGUGGUGGAGGAGGAGGAGGUGGAGGUGGUGGUGUUUGUGGUGGUGCUUCCGAUAGUAGUUGCGGUGUUUACGUUAUAGAUGAUCAUUAUAGACAUGACGCGACACUUGCAGCAACCCUCGCUACCGAAGUUUAGUCGACUUAAAAUAUUUAGUUACUACAACCAAGUGUUGAAUGUUAAACUUGGCCAAAUCACAGAGACUUUUAAUUUAAUUAUUAUUAUUAUUAUUUUUCUGUCAUUAAUAAUCUGUAGUAGAUCUCAUUCUGAAAUAAUUAUUUUUUUUAGCACGCUAACUCAGCGAAAGAUAUAACUGGAUUAUAUCAUGUGUUUAUUUGAUAAAAGUAUACAUACACAUAUAAUAGCAAGAAUGAGAUUUAAGAAUUAGUGACAUUAAAGAAUAAAUAAGUGAGAAAUGAUGUCUUGUUGGUAGUUAUCAAGCGUCAUCGUAUUUAAAUAUACCACCUUACGUAUUUUAUAAUAUUAAUAUGAAUAUGAUAGAACGUUUAGUUAUCAACAACAAUAAUAAUUUUGUACAUAAUUAAUUAUUUAUUACAAUUAUUGUUAUUAUUAAUAUAAUAUUAUAACUUGAUAAACUUUAUCGAUGUUACUGCACGUAAUGUCGAUAUUAUUAUUAUUAUUAUUAUUAUUAUUAUUAUUAUUAUUACUGUUCCAGUAAUUUACGUUGCGUGAGUGAUAUUAUGAUGAUAAUGGUAAUAGUAAUAAUUAUAAUAAUAAUAAUAAUGAAUGUACUUGUAUAUUCAAAAUAAUUUAUGUAAAUAUUUUAAAUUUAGUGUUUUGUAAAAAAUAAUUGUUCAGAUUGAUUAUUUAUUUGUGACUCUAGCUAUAUGGCAUGACAUUUGAUAAAUAUAUAUUUAUAUUGUGGGUUUUAAAUUUUGAGUUUACUGCAAUAGUUGCAGCUGGUGACAAAAGUAAAUUUUGAUUAUAAAAAUAUAUAUUUAUAUUUAUACAUUUGUCGUCUGCGGUAGAAUGAUAAAAGAAAAUAAUCGAAUCCGCGGGUAGAUUUUCGAGUGCAUGAAUGCUUGCAGACUCACUAUGACUAGUUGGUUGGAAGCGUGUAUGCCGUUGAUAUGUUGUUGUAGUCGACAGACGCGCGAUGAUUCCAGCCAACUUUAAAACACUUUUUUUCUAGCCUCCAACAUCGUUCGUGAUUUAACUUUCAAGAACUUUGGAUGGCGGCAAAGACGUCUGGUCGUUUCCAAAAAUAAUUCGUGUAUAGAGAAAGAAGAAUGACGGCAAAGCCCCUUCUUCUUCUUCUUCUUCUUCUUUAUCUUUAUCUUGUUCUUCUUCUCUCAGUAUCUCAGAUGUAACUUUCAUCUGUGAGAAUUCAAAACUUGUUAGAAUAUUAGGGGACGUUGAGCCAUACUCGGAAUAAUCUUAUUGCCGCUAACUAUUUUCAGUUGACUAAAUUUCAAUUUCAUUAACACAACAAUAUAUAUACAUAUACUGAUUGAGAAAAAUGAUAAUAUAUGUAAUAAUGGAUGUACAUUAUGUAAUUUCAACAGGGCAUUUAUUAUUUGGCAUUUGCUACAUCGAGAUUGUUUAAAACUUUUAUUUAUUUAUUAUUAUUUUUUUUUUUUCAUUUCAUUUUUCCUUGAUUAUAUAAAGUGUUUUUUUUUAUAUUAAUUUACAAAAAAUAAAAAUAGAAUUAUUUAUAAUAACUAAAGUAAUGAUAAUAAUAAUUGUAGAAAGCACUCUCGGUAUAGCUUGCUAUAAUGUGACAUUUAUACAUAUUGUAUUGUAUUUGUAUUUUGUUUAAAGCAACCAUAUUAUACAUAAUAUGAUCAUGAUAUUAUUUAUUUAUUAAAUGUGAUUUCUGAAUGGAUGAUAAUGCUGACAACAAUAUUAUUAUUUAUAAUAAUAAUACGAAUAGUAAAUAUGACGAUAAAUAUAAUAAAUUAAAAUUUAAAACCUAAUGAAGACAAAGAAUCUAUAUUGUUUUUGUUGAUGAAAAAAAAAAACAAAAAAAAAAAAAAAUGAGAAAGAAAUAAAUGAAUGCAAUGAGCUAUGAGACGAGUUUAAAAAAUCUUUAAAUUCCCAGAUGAUCAAUUUGUUUAAUAUACAGCAAAACCAAAAAGUUUGAACUUUAAAAUACGAAUAAAUAGAAUUUUUUUUUUUUUUUUAUUUUUUUUUAUUUGUACUUAUUAGACUUUUGAAUCUAUUGUAUGUAAUUGUAAUUAUUGUAUAAGACAUCUUGGAAUUUUGUUAUUUUUUAAACAACUUGUAACAAACUGCGUGCCGUGAUACUAUUUGUGAGUACAUAUUUAUUUGUUACUUGCAAGUAAUUUUUUAAAAACUUAAAUUUACCUCUUUCCAUUCAGUCGUAAUUCGUAUAUAUAUAUAUAUAUGUUUAAUUUAAUUGAUUAAUUGCGAUAAUGGUAUGAUACGUCCGUAAUAUGUACGUUAAAUAUGUAAGUAUGUGUGAAUGAAUCUGACGAGAAGAUGCGAAAUAAAUAAUUAAAAAAUAAAAAUAAAAAUAAAAAAACGUAAUAACGUUGAUCUACCGUAAAGACUUUUUUUUAGAUUAUAAACAUUAAUUUGUAUAAAAUAACUUAAAAUUAAUCAGGAAAUGUGUAUAUUUGUAGUACAACUGUAUAAUUUAUAUUUAUAACUAAUUAUAUUAUAAUAUAAUAUUGUAAUUGCUUAAUUUGUCAUUGUAAUAAUAAUAAUAAUUAUUAAAAACAAAUUGUCAUUAUAAUUAAUUAUCAUACAAUAGUAAUAUUAUUAUUAUUAAUAUAAAAUUAUCAUAUUGUGUAAAUAACUGAAUUGUCAAUAUAGAAUGUCAUAAGAUUUAA
This is a messenger RNA of Microplitis mediator, 6842 nucleotides long. RefSeq names its product neurogenic locus protein delta (gene Delta). Lineage: Eukaryota; Metazoa; Arthropoda; Insecta; Hymenoptera; Braconidae. Gene Ontology annotation, molecular function: calcium ion binding. The coding region runs from base 1342 to 4164 and encodes 940 amino acids. The transcript has 6 exons. The record is from RefSeq and is a predicted model, not a curated record. Gene Ontology annotation, biological process: heterophilic cell-cell adhesion; multicellular organism development; cell communication. Gene Ontology annotation, cellular component: protein-containing complex; plasma membrane.